This is a messenger RNA of Protopolystoma xenopodis, 549 nucleotides long. The record is from the annotation of a GenBank genome assembly. Lineage: Eukaryota; Metazoa; Platyhelminthes; Monogenea; Polystomatidea; Polystomatidae.
AUGAACCCGUCCAAUGCCAACAAUCGACUUUCGGUUGGACUGGAAGGCUACCUGAAUGGGGAUCCCAUAGCUCGUCUUCCGAGCGAUCGUCCUCAAAAUGAUGCCCCAUCCCCUCCCGCAUCAUCCAUUCUGGACAUACCUCGGUCGACAACUACUACUCCUCCAGGCCUAAUCCUUCCGUAUGGCCUCAAUCUUCUCCAACAACUGAAUCAACCUCCCCUGCUGCCAUUAUCUCCAUCAAAAAUGCAUCAUCAUCCCUACCAGCAGUACUCUCAUUCACUAAAUCAUAAUAAAAAUACUUUAAUUAAUGCUGCCAAAAACACGACCACGGUACCAGCAUCAACUACUGCAAAUUCUACUUUUGUCCGUACUACCGGCUGUAAUGAAUACAAUCAUGAUGCUGUGAAGGAGUUGCAAUUGGACGGGUUUCAUGAGCAGCUGCUGAUUUCCUAUGCUCAGUCGCUUAUUUGGGAGGCAGGCGCGUGGCGGGAAUCAACCUUUCAAGCGGAACAGCCGCCCAUCAGCUUGGCUCGCAGCAAACACGGGUGA